AUGGCUCUGCGUGAAGUGCCCACCACGAACGGUGUGGCACCUAGCGCUCUCAUCCACGAUUACCCCAAUCCUUUCAAGAUCGUCAUCGUCGGAGCUGGCAUAGGUGGUCUGUCGGCAGCAAUUGCUCUCCGCCGUCAAGGUCACAAAGUCGACCUUUAUGAGCAAUCGAAAUUCUCCAGUGAAACUGGGGCUGCCGUCCACCUGGCGCCCAACGCUAAUGGUAUCCUCCGUCGUUGGGGCGUUUUUGCCGAGAGAUUCGGCGCCGUCGAAAUGAAGAGGUUGGUAGAGCUUGCGCCUGGGGGCGGCAUUGUGAGGGAUGUUGAUUUAACGGUUACAAACAAGAUGUGGCAGCAUCCCUGGCAGCUGGUCCAUCGAGUCGCACUCCAUGAAAAGCUCAGGGAUGUGGCAACAACCCAAAACGCACCUGGUAGUCCUGCUACCCUGAAAACCUCCAGCAAGGUGGUCGACAUCGAUGCCGAGGCAGGCAAGGUGACCCUUGAGGAUGGUACAUCGAUCACAGCAGAUAUUAUUGUUGGAGCGGACGGCAUCUACUCGAGGACGAGGAAGUUCGUCCAUGACGAAAAGCUCUUCCCCUCUGGCAAGGCAGCCUUUCGCUUUCUUUUGGACCGCAAGGUUGCUCUCGCAGACCCAGUGACGGCACCCUUGGUAGAGAAGCUGGAUACCCUCACCAUGUGGUACGGGUCCGACAGAAGGAUGGUCAUGUAUCCGUGCAACGACAACAAGACGUUAAAUUUCGUCUUGAUACACCCCGAUACCGAGACCCAUGCCAAGUCGAGCGACGGCUGGAACAAGCAGGGUUCUCUCGAACAGAUCCUGAAGAUAUAUGAAGACUUCGAGCCUGCGGUGAAGAAACUCAUCAGCAAGGUCGAUCCCAUGGAACUGAAAGUAUGGCAACUGUUGGAUAUGGAAAAACUGCCGUCAUGGACAAAGGGCAAGCUAUGCCUUAUUGGAGAUGCUGCCCAUCCCUUCAUGCCACAUCAGGGGCAAGGCGCUGGUCAGGCAAUGGAGGAUGCUGCGGCAUUGGCCACUGUCCUACCCAAAGGAACCGCCCCCAGCGAUAUUCCAGAACGCUUAAAGCUUUACGAAAAGGUCAGAUACGAUAGAGCUCACACCGUGCAAGAAUUCUCGAGACAAGCGGGACGAGACUGGGUUAAUGGGAAGCCGCAGAUUGAGAUGACGACUUACACAAGUUUCAACUUCGGUCACGACGAGAUCGAUAACUCUGCCAAUGUCUUCAAGAGAUGGCUUUGGUCACAGAAGAAAAACAUGUACUGGAGAAUGCCCAUUGGGUUCGGGCCGUUUCCGGGUCCACGGCAAGACGCCUUCGGCCGUCCUCGAGCUGGACAGAGCGAACGUACGUUCCAAACCGCUUCAAUCAAGUUCAAGACUUCUAGAACUUAUCUCGAAUCGAUCCUACCCACUGAGUCAUUCAAUUUCAAGAGUCCGGCCACGGUGUGUACAGCUAGCAUAUCUGUCACAAGUCUGGGCAAUAUGUCCUGGCUUGGAGGCGGAGGCUACGACCACUGCGGUCUCUACAUCCACGGCGUCCAGUACACAAGGAAAGACGGGUCGACCAUCAACGGCACGUACCUGCCAGUUCUAUUUGAAAGCCUGAACGACCCCAUUAUUUCGGGUCGCGACGAACUGGGCAUGAACAAGCUUUACUGCCAGAUCGACAUCGACCGCACCGCCAACUCCUACCGUGCCCGCUGCUCCUGGCGCGGGGCGGAGUUCCUCGACCUCGAGCUGCAGAACCUGACGGCAGACAACCCCAAGUCGGAGGCUGGUACGAUAGGGGGCGAGAAUGACUAUGGUAUCUUGACCUACAAGUACAUCCCCGCUGUGGGCGAACCCGGGAAGGCGGAUGUUGAAUACGCGUGUGUGGUCCCGCACGAGGAAGAAGCGAAAGUAGCCCCUGCUACUGUCAAGUCUGUGGCCAGGUCAGACAAGGCGAGCAUAAGGUUCGAUGCUGGGGACUGGGACACCCUGCCGACGCUGCACCAUAUCACUUCGAGUCUGGCUGGCAUCCCCAUUUACGAGAUUAUCAGCGCCAAGAUAGUGCAGGGCUUGGGGGUGCCGGAUGUGUCGUCUUGCAGACGGACAGAGUGA
Molecule: messenger RNA, 2130 nt
Organism: Pseudomassariella vexata
Lineage: Eukaryota; Fungi; Ascomycota; Sordariomycetes; Amphisphaeriales; Pseudomassariaceae
Exons: 6
Coding region: 1-2130 (709 amino acids)
Molecular function (GO): FAD binding; lyase activity; monooxygenase activity
Source: RefSeq, a predicted model, not a curated record